Ailuropoda melanoleuca (giant panda) is the source of this 708-nucleotide messenger RNA. RefSeq names its product troponin T, fast skeletal muscle-like. Gene Ontology annotation, cellular component: troponin complex. The transcript has a single exon. Gene Ontology annotation, molecular function: tropomyosin binding; troponin C binding; troponin I binding. NCBI's taxonomy places the organism in Eukaryota, Metazoa, Chordata, Mammalia, Carnivora, Ursidae. The annotation marks the transcript as partial. Gene Ontology annotation, biological process: regulation of muscle contraction; skeletal muscle contraction; sarcomere organization. The record is from RefSeq and is a predicted model, not a curated record.
GAAGUCCACGAGGAAGAACACGGCGGAGACUAUGAUGAAGAGAAGCCCAAACCAAAACUGACUGCACCAAAGAUCCCAGAUGGCGAGAAAGUGGACUUUGAUGAUAUCCAGAAGAAGAGGCAGAACAAGGACUUGAUUGAGCUGCAGUCCCUGAUCGAUAAUCACUUUGAGGCACGCAAGAAGGAGGAGGAGGAUAUCAUUGCCCUCAAGGACAGGAUUGAGAAGCGCAGAACCGAGAGGGCCGACCAGCAGAGGAUCCGGGCGGAGAAAGAGAAGGAGCGUCAGACAAGAAUUGCUGAGGAGAAAAUCAGACGAGAGGAGAUGGAUGCCCAGAGAAGGAUGGACGAUGACAUGAAGAAGAAGAAGGCUCUGUCCAGCAUGGGCGCCUCCUACAGCAGCUAUCUUGCCAAGGCUGACCAGAAGAGAGGCAAGAAGCAGACCGCCCGUGAGAUGAAGAAGAAGAUUCUGUCCGACAGGCGCAAACCCCUGAAUGUUGACCACAUGAAUGAAGACAAGCUCAGGGAGAAGGCCAAGGAAAUGUGGGACUGGCUGUACGGUCUGGAAUCUGAGAAGUUCGAAAUGAGCGAGAAGCUGAAGAGACAGAAAUAUGAGAUCACGACCCUCAGGAACAGAAUCGAUCAGCUCCAGAAGCACAGCAAGAAGGGAGCCGCUGGAGGCAAGGGCAAAGUUGGUGGACGCUGGAAGUAA